AUGGCACUUGAUGCAGACAACAUUCUGCUGCACAUCAAGAGGACAUUGCAUUCUUCUGUCAGGCUUGCCUACCAAUCUGCUUCUGACUAUCCUGGGGCACUCGGCAUCGGCAUGCUGCUGCUGUUCCUACACAAACUCUGCCCUUCUCUGUUUACUUUCUUCCUGUCUUCGUCCCCAGUAUUCCUGCUAACUGCACUUCUUCUUGGAGCGUUGUUGAGUUAUGGGGAGCCAAGUGCUCCAGUGAUCAGAGAGGAAGCACUGCAGGGCCAGAAAAAAUCGUUGUCCCCUGAAUCGAGAACAUCCAUCACUGAAUGUUCAGUGGUUGAGGAGGUUCAGAAUGUCGCCGUCACCCACAUGUCAAGGAGUUUGUUUGAGAGCCCAGUUGUCUGCAUGGAGGAAGCAACUUCUGAUAGGAUCUUCCAUGAUACCCACCGUGAUGAGGACAGUAUUGUCACGUCUGUGUCUGCUGAUACCGUUGGCUGUGCAGAAGCUUCUGAACUUGCCAAGAAUGAAGUUGUUAUUGUGGAAAGAGAGGAGCAUGUGAAGGAAAUCUGCGACAAGGUUGAGCUGCAGCAGUUUCAGAGCAGCGCUGCUGAAGGUGUUUCAGUUGAAGAGCCUGAGAAUGUUGCCGUCAAGGUUAAUGUGGGGACGAGAUUCAAGUGUCCAGUUAUGUACACUGGGGACAAAACUUUUGAAGGUGUUUUGCUUAUUGAUACUCAGUGUGAUCAAGGAAAUGUGACAUCUUUGUCCACCGAUACUGUUCUUUGUGCUGAACCUUCCGGGUUUGGCAAGAAUAAUGGUAUCAUUGCUGAAAGAGAGGAAGAGGAGCAUGUUAAGGAAAUCUGCGAGCAGGUUGCGCCGCCGCAACAGUUUGAGAGCACCAUUACAGAAAGGUGUCACGAUGAGUAUGAAGUGAACCAUCAGUAUCAGUUCGGUGAACUCAUGAGCUCAUGUUGGCAGCCUGUUACGCGACAGGACCCUUGUUCUGAUUCUGAGUCAGAUCUUACUGAAAGCUCUUCUGAUGCAUCGAUCACUGACAUCAUACCGAUGCUAGAUGAACUGAACCCACCUGUAGACUUGGGGACUAGUCACCCUGGCUCAGCCCUCAGAGACAACCUGAACGCCGGCUCAUCUGAUGAAGAUGAAGAUGAAGAUGACUCAGAGGAGGAGGAUGGUAACCUUAGCUCAGAUGAUGAUGUAGAAGAAGAGAAGAGAGAUGACGAAAGUAGCUGGAAGGGCUUUGUGGAUCCAAACUCUUUGGAUACUGAUAAGAAUGGGAAUUUGGAGAGUUUGAUGGCACGGCGAAAAGCAAAGAAUGUUCUGAAGUUUGAACUUGACAGGAGGUUAAUGGACAUGCAGGCCGCUGAUGCAGUUCAGAAAAUGGAGGAGGCGUCACGCUUCCGUGUUCAGGUGCCCUCCAUUUCCACACCAAGGCCCGAUCCUUCAAAUGAUUCAGAGGAUACAGUGGAGUUACCACAGGUUCCUGAUUCAGCGCCAUCUGCUCUGCUUCCCUGGAGGAAACCAUUUGAUAUUCCAUUUGACCAAAUUGUGGACCACGACAGCCAUUUGCAGGAAACUUGGACUCCUCGCUCAGGCUUCUCGUCAGCACAGGGUAGGAAACGUGACAGCUUGUAUGUAAGGCCGUCUACUUAUCCGCGGCAUCACAAUGGCAUAAAACUGGAGAAGUCUGAAUUCAGUGAAAAAGUUGCUGUUGACAAUCACUCAGAAAGCGAUUCUGAGCAACCACUUGACAACAAUGGCAAGUUAUUUGGCUCACUGGAACCACAUAUUGGUGAUGAGAUCAAAAUACUAAGCGCCGCAAUUUCAGAUGUGUGUGUGCUAGAAGCAAAUCAUGGAAUUAAUGAAGGCAGCACUGAUUCCAUCAACGGCACAAAUUCCUUUUAUGUCCAAAAAUCAAUGUCCAGCACGUCAGAUGUGAACGAUUCAAUUUCUGCAGGUAAUGAGCAAUCGGUAUUGUGUUCUCUAUCUGAAGAACACAAUACUGAGGAACAUACGGUUGAAGUUGAAGAGGAAGACUCCAUGAGUGAAGUUAACUCGUUAUUCAAGUGCCGCAUGGAGGAAGUGCUAGUGCAGUCCAUUUCAGAGUCCGGCAUAGGCCAACCCUUGAUGGUUAAACUUGAGCAUGAGCUUAGUGAUAAUUUCUUACACGCCAAACCUGGAAUACCUUUGAUUGAAGCAAGAUCAGUAGAAGAUCUGAAUUCACAGUUUGCUCAGCUCAACAGAGAAGCAUUAUUAGCACCCUCUGCUUCUAUCCCCAGUUGUGAUGAUGAUCAGCCAAUCCAAGACAGGCCAAGUGAAGCGUUGCCCGUGGAAAAUGGGGAUACUGAAGAUGGCCAUUCUUCAGACCGCUCGCUUGACGACAGUCUAGUGGCUGUGAAGGUCGUCGAAGGUGAAGGUGGACCGAAGGAGCUGCUAACUGAAGAUGGUGGGCUUCCUGUUCUAAAAGCAAGCUCGGUUGAGGAGAUGAGCUCACUGUUCAGGCACUUGGAAGAAGCAGCAGCAGGGCCAGCACUGAUGCGUGCUGGUAGGUCAGAGUCAGAGCACAUGUCUGUUGGUCAGCACACUGGAGAGACACAGACUGAUGAUUGUGGUGUGCUAGCUCCUGAUGCAAAGCCGGCCUGGGAUGAUACCAAUCCUACUUAUGUGCAGUUAAGCAUCGGUGGCGGUGACAAGAUGAAGAUUCCUGAAGAUGGUGAAGUAAUCGUGGAUAAUUCAGCUAAGCUAAACUCGGAUGCUGGCACAUCUGGAUCCAAUGAUACCAAAGUAUUUGAGGCCAAAGAAUCACUUGAAAGCGCUUAA
Molecule: messenger RNA, 2820 nt
Organism: Miscanthus lutarioriparius
Lineage: Eukaryota; Viridiplantae; Streptophyta; Magnoliopsida; Poales; Poaceae
Source: the annotation of a GenBank genome assembly